Hyalella azteca is the source of this 4529-nucleotide messenger RNA. It is a transcript of the gene Moe, whose product is annotated as moesin/ezrin/radixin homolog 1. The record is from RefSeq and is a predicted model, not a curated record. The coding region runs from base 73 to 2112 and encodes 679 amino acids. Lineage: Eukaryota; Metazoa; Arthropoda; Malacostraca; Amphipoda; Hyalellidae. Gene Ontology annotation, biological process: regulation of organelle assembly; regulation of cell shape; positive regulation of protein localization to early endosome. Gene Ontology annotation, cellular component: microvillus; cytoskeleton; plasma membrane. Gene Ontology annotation, molecular function: cell adhesion molecule binding; actin binding. The transcript has 11 exons.
CUUCUGACGCGUUCAUUUUUUAGCAAUCAAUUUUUUUAUUAAGUAGGUAGUUAAAUUCAUAUAUUGUCCGUAAUGCAUCGUCAGAGAUACAACUUGAAGGGCUUGAUGAGCGAUGUCUUUGGCUCGGACAAGGGAGACGAUGCAUCGUCGGAAGGCAAGCUUCCGUUGCUUGAUAUGAGUGCAGCUGUGUUUAGUUUGGGACAGUAUCCAAUACCCGAAGAAAACGGGCAAUUCUCUGAAGUUUCUAUUGUUCGAGGGCAAACCCCUGUGAACGAAGUUACUUCCGACACAGCCGCAACAAGUGAUGAAACUGGUGAUGCAAAUGAUGAAAAUGGCGUAGGAGAAACUCUUAAGUUGAUGCUGGAUGUUCGGCAACGUUCGGAAUUCGAAGCCUAUGCCAAAAGGAUGCCUGGACUGUUGAAUGUGCGCGUCACGACCAUGGACGCGGAGCUGGAGUUCGCGAUCCAGCCCAACACGACGGGCAAGCAGCUCUUCGACCAGGUCGUCAAAACCAUCGGACUUCGAGAAAUCUGGUUCUUUGGACUCCAGUACGUCGACAGCAAAGGCUUCUCUACCUGGCUCAAACUGAACAAAAAAGUGCAGUCACAAGAUGUCAAAAAAGAGACUCCGCUACAGUUCAAAUUCCGUGCCAAAUUCUUCCCUGAAGACGUUGCCGAGGAGAUCAUCCAAGACAUCACUCUGCGUCUGUUUUACCUGCAAGUGAAGAACGCAAUCCUGAGCGAUGAGAUCUACUGUCCCCCCGAGACGUCGGUGCUGCUCGCGUCCUACGCCGUGCAGGCCAAGUAUCUUGACUACAAUGAAGAGCAACACACGCCUGGCUUCCUGGCCCAGGACCGCCUUUUGCCACAACGUGUCAUGGACCAACACAAACUAGACCGCAAGCAGUGGGAGGAACGCAUCACCACGUGGUACCACGAGCACAAAGGCAUGCAGCGUGAGGACGCCAUGAUGGAGUACCUUAAGCUGGGUCAGGACCUCGAGAUGUACGGCGUUAAUUACUUCGACAUCAAGAACAAGAAGGGCACCGAGCUCUGGCUUGGUGUUGAUGCCCUCGGCCUCAACAUCUACGAGAAAGACGAUCAGCUGACCCCUAAGAUCGGCUUUCCGUGGUCGGAGAUCCGGAACAUUUCGUUCAAUGACCGCAAGUUCGUGAUCAAACCAAUUGACAAGAAGGCGCCGGACUUUGUGUUCUUCGCGCCACGACUGCGCAUCAACAAGCGCAUCCUGGCGCUGUGCAUGGGCAACCACGAGCUCUACAUGCGGCGCAGGAAGGCAGAUACUAUUGAGGUGCAGCAGAUGAAGGCACAGGCACGCGAGGAGAAGCUUGCUAAGCAACAAGAAAGAGAGAAGCUUGCGCGUGAGGUGGCGCUACGGCAGCACGCAGAGCGUAAACAGAAGGAGUAUGAAGAGCAACUGAAGCACAUGUCUGAGGAGAUGGCCGAGCGACAGCGUGAGCUGCUCGAGGCCCAAGAAACUAUCAGGAAACUUGAGGAACAGCUUCGCCAACUCCAGGCUGCCAAGGACGAGCUCGAGAAGCAGCAAAACGAACUUCAGGAGAUGAUGAUUCGGCUGGAGCAGAGCAAGGAAAUGGAAGCUGCUGAGAAGCUGAAGCUUGAGGAGGAGAUCCGAGCUAAGCAAGAGGAGGUUCUCAAGAUCCAAGAAGCUGUCAACCUCAAGGAUGAGGAGACUCGUCGUCUUCAGGAAGAAGUGGAGGAGGCGCGUCGCAAACAGCAGGAGUUGUUGCUAGCGUCAUCCACGCCCCAGCACCACCACCUCCAGGAGACGGAUGCCGACGAGACCAACGACGUGGCGGCCAAUGGCGACGUGUCGCGCGACCUCAACACUAGCGACGACCCCAUCGUCGACCCUAUUGAAGAUCGCCGCACCAUUGCCGAGAAGAACGAGAGGCUCCAGAACCAGCUUAAGGCGCUGAAGCAUGACCUGGAGAGCACGCGUGACGUGGAGAAGGAGACCAGCAUGGACAAGCUGCACAAGGAGAACGUGCGUCAGGGGCGUGACAAGUACAAGACCCUCAGGGAGAUCAGGAAGGGCAACACCAAGAGAAGAGUUGACCAGUUCGAGAAUUUGUAAACUACAUUAUUUUUCACCGCGAUUUCUGUAGCCAACCAGUUCGAGAAUUUGUAAACUACAUUAUUUUUCAAAGUAUUCACCGCGAUUUCUGUAGCCAAACUUCUUUUGUCACUUAUAUUUUACUAGAUAAACUUGAACAAUACGGGAAAACAAUCAUAUAUUUCUAUGGAGUUGAAUUUUUUUCUGAGUUUCCUUUUGAGUCGAUGGAUGCUUGCUUGUAUUAUUUCAAUUUAUAUGAAUGGGAAAUUAGCUUCCAUCCUUCAUUGCAGCGCGCGAAGAUUACUACUUUCUUCCCAGAAACUGAAAAUAUUUUCGUAUGUUGUAAAGUGAAAACGAUCAACCAGUCACGAGACUUGCAAUUAAAGUCGUGGCUCAAGCAUUGAUCAUCAUUGCGUUCUGCGACGUACUAGCUCAUGUUGACGAGCCUGGAAGGAAACGUUUUGUGUUGGGUUAUCACCCUCUUUGUUUCUAAAAUCUUCUAUUCCUUUACAAUUAUUUUUGUUUCAUGGAACCUAAUUUUCCGAUUAUACCGAUGAAUUUUUGUCUUCAUUCUAACUAUUCAUUCCUAAUCCUUAAAAUUUGUAAGCAAACUUCAUCCAAAUUGAUGUAAUUUAAACGCUUCCCCAAAUGUGAUAGUUGAAGCUUAGCCUGCACAGUUGACGUGGAAGUAAAUAAGAGGAAGCUUUAAACGCUGUCUACUUUUUGAACGCUUUUGUAACUGCCUUCAAUUAGUGUUGUAAUCAAACUCCUUUCUUCAUCUGUGCUUCUCGUCGAUUUUCUAUUUCAUAAAUUUAUUUCUCUUACGCUUAUAGCGCAGACAUAAAUCUAUAUAGUGGAAUGGCGGUAUCCCAAAUUUUCUUGUACGAAAAUACUUAUGAAGGCCCCUAUUCCUCGAGACGAGUUUAAAUUUGGGUAUGUGCUUUGCUUCAUCGUGAAUAUGUGAAAAACAUGUGUAGUAUAACAAUUAUCUAUUGCUAUGGUUUUCUAACUCGUUAUUCAUCUCAGGGUCUGAGGUGAAUUAUUCUUGAUCGUUUAGAAGAACUUGGUUCUUCCUAGUGCCUUUCUAUUUUCAUUUGAUGUGCUCGGUGAUAUUUUUUCACUUAUUUCUUUGAAAUUUGCUGGUAGAUUAGCAUUUAACUUCCCAGCCCACACUCGACUAUGCAAUGAUUUUUCUCGUAAUAAAUCACUGAUCUCCAUUGGCUUUUAGUUAUAUUUGUACAUGGGUUAGUAAACUUGCCUGCGUGAAAUUUAACUGGUAUCGCUAUCUUAUCCAGUCCAUGAAAGAGUAAUCAUAAUACCAAUUUACAGGACACUCCAUUUCGACCUGAUAUUGUGUAAUUGUAUUCAUGUUUCUUGGGCCAAGGCGAGAAAUUAUUCAUUUAUCGCCGUUAAUUUGGAUAGAAUCUAAUUACUUCAUGACGAUGUGGUACGUCAGCCACUUUAUCACUACGGCUUCUACGACGUGUACAGUUAAGCAAGAAAAAUGUUAAUAACUGUUUUUACUGUUGAUUAUUGAUGCUGCCGUCUCUGUUUUGGACCAAUUUAUCAUUAUUUGUUUAUGAAGUGUCUUAUCGGAUAGGAUUUUGAUAUAGUAAAGGUAUCAUUGAAGUUGAAAUUGCCAUGUUUUUCUGUAGAAAAGGCCACUGUUAUCUACUAAGUAGCAAUGAUUCCUCUGUCGUGAGCGUGCUAUCAUUAGAAAAAUUCAGAUUUUAAAAGUAGAGAAACUAAUAAAAUAAUUUAUCCCCUUUUUUAUAUUAUUCGAACGUUUUUGUAGAAUUAUAUCCGCCUGUGAACAUUCUGCUGUCCUCGAUAAUGUAUAAAAUUGUCAUUUAGCUUAUAUAAAAAUGAAUGCGGUGAAGCUGUUCACGUUCUACUGCAUUAUUGAAGACGUAAUUUUGUAUGCAUUCGCUACUUGGUGAAGUCAAUUAAAGUGUUUUAAUAAACUUUGUUCAUUUGAAUCAUCGUCACUAAUAAAGUGAAUUCCGAUGAUUUUCUAAUAAUCCGUGCGGAAUUACUGCCGUAUUUUUGUGCGAUUUAUAUAUGAAAGUUAUCUUAUCGAGCAAUUAAGCGGACUGAUGAAAUGCAUGUUUUGCUAUUAUUUUUCAGCUUGAAAAAGUUGAAAACAUUUGAAUUUUGUAAAUAUAUUGCAAACAUUUUUCCCGAAUUUAUCAUCUGUUGGUGCUUGGCGUUCCGGUUCUAUAUGAAAACUCGAAUUUAAAUUUGCUCUUUUCACACUUCUGUACCGCUUUGAGCCCUGCUUAAUAAUAUAAAAUAGGUGGUUUCUUUGCAGAUACUUCAUUUAAUUUCAUAAAAAUUGCUCGUUUCAUUUUGGCGUAAAUAUGAUUUUCAUUUCUCCUUGAAAAUGUAAGUUUAAGCUUGUGCAUUAAUUUGACUUGGGCAAGACUAUUGCGGUUGUA